Molecule: messenger RNA, 492 nt
Organism: Venustampulla echinocandica
Lineage: Eukaryota; Fungi; Ascomycota; Leotiomycetes; Helotiales; Pleuroascaceae
Product: PLAC8 family protein
Exons: 3
Coding region: 1-492 (163 amino acids)
Source: RefSeq, a predicted model, not a curated record
AUGUCCGACAUUAAGCAACAACCCGUCACCCAACAACCAACCGCUUCCAACAACCUAACCUACAAACAAGUCACUACCGUGACCGGCACAGAGCCAUGGACCUCUGAUAUCUUCAACUGCUUGGACGGCGGCUUGGACGGCAACGACAACCUCUGCCUCAAGGGUACAUUCUGUCCCUGCUUCGUCUAUGGCAAGACCGCCGCUCGCAUGCGGGACCCCUCUUUGACAGGCUAUGAUCGUAUCAACAAUGACUGUCUUUUCUGGGCUGGUGCAAGCUACUGCGGUCUCCAAUGGGUUCUUACAUUCUUGAAGCGUGGCGAGAUCCGCGAAAAUUAUCACAUCCAAGGCGACGCCCUCACAGAUUGCUUGUUCUCCGCCUUCUGCGGGUGCUGCUCUGUUAUCCAGCAUGAGAAGGAGGUCCUAGCAAAGCUGAGCCAGCAGGGUGUUGUUUCUCAGGGCUACCAGGCCCCUGCGGCCAUGGCUGCUCCGUAA